Caretta caretta (loggerhead turtle) is the source of this 2689-nucleotide messenger RNA. RefSeq names its product fibrinogen beta chain (gene FGB). Gene Ontology annotation, cellular component: fibrinogen complex. Gene Ontology annotation, biological process: platelet activation; blood coagulation; protein polymerization. Gene Ontology annotation, molecular function: extracellular matrix structural constituent; signaling receptor binding; protein-macromolecule adaptor activity. The record is from RefSeq and is a predicted model, not a curated record. Lineage: Eukaryota; Metazoa; Chordata; Testudines; Cheloniidae.
GUUACCAAGCUGUUUAAGCAAGCCAGCAUCAUGAAACUGUUAUUGCUGUGUCUGUUCUGUGUUUCCAUAAGUAAAUCCACGGCGUCUACAGAUUAUGAUGAUGAGGAAAGUGACCACCGUUUCAAGGCUGAUGGCGUAAGAGUGGAUGCUCGAGGUCACAGACCAGUAGAUAGAAGACGGGAGUCAGCUCCAACUCUCAGACCAGCUCCUCCUCCCAUUAGUAAAGGUGGAUAUCAGGCUCGUCCAACAAAACCACCCACUUGGGCCCAGAAGAAAGAAAAAACCGUUUAUCCUGAUGCUGGAGGCUGCAGGCAUGCAUCAGAUGAGCUAGGAGUGUUGUGUCCAACCGGGUGUGAGCUGCAAACUGCAAUGGUAAAACAGGAAAAAAGUGUGAAAUCCGACAUUUGGGACCUAAAGAACAAAGUAGAUAAACAGUCUGAAACCUCUUCAAUAUUCUAUGAGUAUAUGACUACACUAGAAGAUAAAUUGGCAAGAAGACAGAAACAAAUAAAAGACAAUGAAAAUGUAGUUUCUGAGUACAACACAGAGAUAGAGCAGCACUAUACGUACGUCAGAGAGAACAUAGACAACAACAUCCCAUCUAGCCUCCGAGUCCUCCGUUCCAUUGUGGAUACCUUACAGAAAAAGAUACAAAAACUGGAAAAUGCUAUAGCAUCCCAAAUGGACAAUUGCCGCUCUUUGUGCAUUGUUUCCUGUACUAUCCCAGUGGUGUCAGGCAAAGAAUGUGAAGACAUUAUCAGAAAAGGAGGUGAUUCAUCUGAAAUGUACCUCAUUCAGCCUGAUGCUUUCUUCAGACCAUACAAGGUUUACUGUGAUAUGACCACAGCAAAAGGAGGUUGGACUGUGAUUCAGAACCGCCAGGAUGGCAGCGUUGGCUUUGGGAGAACAUGGGAUGCAUAUAAAAAAGGAUUUGGAAAUAUUGCAAAAAGUGGAGGGAAAAAAUACUGUGAUACUCCAGGUGAAUAUUGGCUUGGAAAUGACAAAAUCAGCCAGCUUACCAAAAUGGGACCAACUGAAGUUUUAAUUGAAAUGGAGGACUGGAAUGGUGAAAAGGUUUCAGCUCUUUAUGGAGGAUUCACCAUACAAAAUGAGGCAAACAAGUAUCAGAUAUCAGUUAGUAACUAUAGAGGCACGGCUGGCAAUGCUCUUAUGGAUGGAGCUUCACAACUGUAUGGCGAGAACAGAACAAUGACAGUUCACAAUGGCAUGUUCUUCAGCACUUUUGACAGAGACAAUGAUGGAUGGGUUCAUGCAGAUCCAAGAAAACAGUGUUCUAAAGAAGAUGGUGGUGGUUGGUGGUACAAUCGAUGCCAUUCAGCCAAUCCCAAUGGCAGAUACUAUUGGGGAGGGCAGUACACAUGGGAUAUGGCAAAACACGGCACAGAUGAUGGAGUUGUAUGGAUGAACUGGAAAGGGUCAUGGUAUUCAUUGAAGAAGAUGAGUAUGAAGAUUAGACCAUUCUUUCCACAAUAAUCAUCAUUAAAAUGAACAUCAUAUGUUUUCAUGACCAUAUCGAAGUUAACUUCUUUUAGUGCAUGAUAUUUGAUUUUGCCUUUACAUAAGAGAAUCAAAAAUACCAAAGUUUAUAUGUCUGACUAUAUUGUGACUUGAAUUGGAGAAGUCAUGCUGAAUACAACCCUAUGUCUGACCCAUUAAAAAAAACUUGCAAGUGUCUUUUGUACCAUUUGUACUUGAUCCCAAGAUGGAAGUAACUGAAAAUAUCAAUUCCUUUUGCUUAUAAAACAAUUCAAAAUCAGAUAUGAGGAGAGAGAGAAUUAUUUAGCUUCACUGAAAAUGUUUAAAGUAACUAAAAUCUUAAACCAAAAGUGUCUUAUAAAUUAUACUUAUUUAUAUGUUACCAGUGAAUAAGCAAAUGUGUUCAAAUAGGUGGCAGAAGAUAUAUUAAUGUUCAUUAAAUAUUUUCUACUACUGCAGAAGAAUGUAUUCUUAUUCAGAAAAAUGCACAAAGUAGCACAAAACAAAGUUAUUUCCUUGACCAACACAGGCUAUAGGGAUCUAGUGACAUUUCACUCUGCACCCCUCUCUUCCCUUCAGGACCAGUCCCAGAAUCAAACCUCCCUCCUGCAGGCCUCUCUCAGCCCUCUAUAAGUAUCACCUGACCCCUUCCCAGCUGGGUCUGAUAAUUGGACAGAGCUGCCUGGCCUCAGGCCCCUAGCCCAUAGAGGGGCAGACUGCUCUGUUACAGCCUCCAUAGGGAGGCAGAAACCCCCUUUCUAUGGCCACAGGUUCCUGUCCACACCUGAUCAUGGAGGGGACCUCAGUCCUUCAGCAAAACCUCCACUGAUGUUAAGCAAAGAAGGUUAGUGUGACAAGAACUGAGUGAGGACUACAAGAGUGUGUCCAUGAUUACCUCUUUGUCAGUACCUAAAGAUAUUGUUACAAUACAUGCUAAACCAUGUGAUUAGAAGCAGGGAGAGUCCAGUCACACUCUCAGUUAUCAGUCGCACAAAGAAAACUUAUGCACAGUAAAUAUUUGUCGGUUAGCUUUAAAUUUAAAGGUACACAUCUCCACGAUAAGCACAAUGCAUCCUUGUUACUCACAGGAUGUAAUUGUUCUUCCAUUCAGAUAAGCUUUUGAUUAAAUAAAAUUCUUAUCGGUAUGUUGUUGUAUAAAAAAUAGCACAUUUGUAUAUGAACCCUAGCUACA